Messenger RNA from Zerene cesonia (dogface butterfly), 942 nucleotides. RefSeq names its product zinc finger protein 1 homolog. The record is from RefSeq and is a predicted model, not a curated record. Bases 1 to 942 code for a protein of 313 amino acids. Gene Ontology annotation, cellular component: nucleus. Gene Ontology annotation, biological process: regulation of transcription by RNA polymerase II. Gene Ontology annotation, molecular function: DNA-binding transcription factor activity, RNA polymerase II-specific; sequence-specific DNA binding. Lineage: Eukaryota; Metazoa; Arthropoda; Insecta; Lepidoptera; Pieridae. The transcript has 5 exons.
AUGGUCAAUGUGUUUUUUCUAUCAGCACUGGAUUUAUGUUCCAAGUGCGGCAAAGCCUUCACCUUGCCCCAAGAAGUGACUCAGCACAUCAAAAAGAACGCGUGUCAGUUCCUCGAACCGCACGCCAUCAACAGUUCUGGUCUUUGGAACUGCAGCCAGUGCCUCUUCACAACCGACUCCCAAGCCGAAUGCUUCUUCCACGAAGUACUCCAUACAACACCACUCCAGGAAUCGGCUGAUACCAAAACCGUCAAAUACCCUUGUCCUUUAUGCAAUAAGAUAUUUAAAAAGAAAUCUCUGAGGGAACAUUUGAGACAGCACACGUUAGAGCGGCCGUACGCUUGCCCAAUUUGUGGGGCAAAUUUUACAAGACAGAGCAGUCUCAGUAACCACAUGAAGGCAAUGCACGAGGAACCUCAGGGCGCGAGCCACACCUCAGAAAUUGUUAAAAAAACUGAACCCAAAUGUGGGAGAUGUAAGAAGAAGUUCAAGGAUGAAAAAGAAUUGAAGGAUCAUUCUUGCCCAGUAUUUGAAUUGAAAUGCCCUGAAGAGCAGUGCACGUUUGUAGCGAGUACUCCGUCACAAUUGUUCAGGCAUCGCCGAAGUCAUGGGAUAGCGAAGGUACAUGAAUGUUCAGAGUGCGAUUUUAAAACAGAUCAAAUAAGCCAUUUGAAGCGGCACAUGGUUUGUCACAAGGGAGAGAAACCAUACGCCUGUCCGCAUUGUAACUUCACUUGCGGGAGCUUGGAAAAUCUACGUAAACACGUACUCAAAGGCAAAAAACAUCCAGGAAUGUAUCUUUAUCAAUGUAAAUGUUGUGAAUACCAAACUAAUUUAGCAACUGAACUUCGGAUGCACUAUAUAACUAAACAUGCCAACAAAUAUGAUCAAAAAGCUGCCGUUGAAGAAGUUAAAAAUCAAUUGAAAGUCAAAUCGGUUUAA